Molecule: messenger RNA, 450 nt
Organism: Peronospora belbahrii
Lineage: Eukaryota; Oomycota; Peronosporomycetes; Peronosporales; Peronosporaceae
Source: the annotation of a GenBank genome assembly
AUGGGCUCCUAUAUUCUUGCUCUCGAAAGAGCUUUGCAGUGUUGUCGGGGAGUGGUUAUCUUUGAGGUGAUUUUGUCGAUACAGCGUCUUAUCAAGAAGUAUGGUGCAACUCAUCAACCAGCCAGUGAUGGGCAAAGUGCGGCAAGCUCGAGCACUGUGCCCGUGAAGACGGCAUUGCACUCAGGGGACAGCAGUCAUGAUGCAAGUGAGACCAGCUCGUCAAGCAACUCAUGUACAAGCGGUUACAGAGACAAGCGCUGUUUGGUCAUGGAAUGGGACAUUAUAUUGCGUAUGCUGCGAGCGCUAAGGCCUUGGGUGUCUAUGACGGAUGAAAAGGAGAUGGAGAAAUUCCCGCAGCAAAGUCUGCAUCCUGAUGAUCGAAGACCGGAAGCAGACGUGAAUCGCCAUACAAGAGUUCAUCCGAACAACGAUCUGCUCGAUCAAUCAUAA